CUCGAUUCUUACGAACCUUUCUGACUUCUAAGGGAUCGUGUUCUUCUGUCUGACCUAUCUCUUAUGAAGACAAAGAAAUAAUAUGCAGCUUCCUGUUGACAGUGAUCAAGAACGGAACACGGAGUCUAGCAGAGACACUGGACCACAGCCAAAAGAUCUUUUACGAAGACAAAGAAAUAAUAUACUGCUUCCUGUUGACAUGUCUCCUCUGAGGAUUGUGCUGCUGGGCAAAACUGGGAGUGGAAAGAGUGCCUCAGGAAAGACCUUCCUGGGGAGGGGAACUUUUACAAUAGAAGUCACUGAAACCUGUGCUAAGAUGCACACUGAGGUGGAUGGUAGACAGGUUGCGUUGAUCGAUACACCAGCAUCAGUUGAUACAGAAGACAGAUAUGAUUGGUGA
Alosa alosa (allis shad) is the source of this 400-nucleotide messenger RNA. RefSeq names its product GTPase IMAP family member 7-like. The transcript has 5 exons. The record is from RefSeq and is a predicted model, not a curated record. Bases 83 to 400 code for a protein of 105 amino acids. Gene Ontology annotation, molecular function: GTP binding. NCBI's taxonomy places the organism in Eukaryota, Metazoa, Chordata, Actinopteri, Clupeiformes, Clupeidae.